This is a messenger RNA of Phytophthora infestans T30-4, 16548 nucleotides long. Its product is annotated as vacuolar protein sorting-associated protein, putative. The coding region runs from base 1 to 16548 and encodes 5515 amino acids. Gene Ontology annotation, cellular component: extrinsic component of membrane. Gene Ontology annotation, molecular function: protein binding; phosphatidylinositol binding. The record is from RefSeq and is a predicted model, not a curated record. Gene Ontology annotation, biological process: protein targeting to vacuole; protein retention in Golgi apparatus. Lineage: Eukaryota; Oomycota; Peronosporomycetes; Peronosporales; Peronosporaceae. The transcript is spliced from 6 exons.
AUGUUCCUACAGCGCUACGUGCAUGUAGUGCUGGACGCGAUCCUUGGCAGCUAUGUGAAGGACAUUGACCCUGAUGCGCUGCAGAUCAGCGUGUGGAAUGGCAAGAUCGAGGUGGAGGCCGUGGAGCUGCAUCCUGACGCUUUCCCACUGCCCAAGCAGAUGCGUCUGGUCAAGGGCACCUUGCGCCAGCUACGUAUCGACCUUCCAUGGACCAACCUGGCCAACCAGCCCAUCCGCGUGGACAUUCGGGACGUGAGUCUACUGCUCGAGGUCUGCGCCAACGACCGCGCGCACUCUGCCAAUGAGCAAUCGCCCGAGACGCGGCACCGCCAGAAGCUGCAGACGCUACAGCGCAAGCGAGCGGCGCUCGACGCCAUAGAGAAGGCAGCCGAGUUUAACGAGACGAACAAGACGCAGGCGCCCCCGGGCCAGAGCUGGACACAGAGUUUCCUGUUCAAACUCAUGGUUAAGGUGCUGGACAACGUGCAGGUUCACGUGCAGCAUCUGCACUUGAGGAUGGAAGACGCCGUGUCGGACCCGAGGCACCCUUAUGCAGUAGGGAUGACACUCGAGGCUAUUAUCAUCAAGUCGGCUGACGAAGGCUGGAACUACACUAUGGUGGGGAGAGGUCAGCAGCAGGAUGGUGCGUCAUUUAUCAGAAAGAAGAUGGACAUCAACAAGUUCGGUAUCUACUGGUCUCUACCGCUCGUGCCAGUGCCAGCUACAGUGCUUAGCGAUGCAGAGGCCUUUGCAACGUUGAUGAGGAGAAAUUUCUCAGUAGGGAAGAAACUGGAAGAGCUGGAGCCGUCCCCGUCGCCCCCAACAUCAGAGCGGGUUGAGCUCGAGAAGACGACGUUCCCGGCGCUGUUGAAACAGAGCGACUAUAUUGUACAUCCACUCACAGUCUCCAUGAAGCUGACGGUGAAUGACGGGAAUGCCAAGCUGCCUAUUACGCACCAGGAAUUGAGUGAGCGCGUGCUGUCGAGACUUGGAACGCCCUGGAUGGUGGAGACGAUCGAUGCGAUUGGAGGCGAAGCCUGGAGCGAGUUCCUGGAAAUGAUGCCGAAGCUGGCAGGAGAGCGCAAAUAUACGCUGGGAUUUGUGUUUUCGGAGGCGUGGUCAGUGGCCAGAGACCUCGCAGAAGAAGAGGAUGAAAUUCCGUCGGUGAAGCAAUUCAAGGAUGCGUUGUCGAGCUGUAUGCAGUGGUCUCUGGCAGAAGUGGAUCGUGUGGAGCCAUGCAUCGUCAAGUAUCGUGAAGCAGUAGUCCAUGUGAUGGAGGAGAAGAGCACGUAUAUCGAUGCCCAAGCUAGUAUCGACCAGAUCAGUACGUCGCUGCACCGCCAGCAGUAUCUGAGUGCGCUUUCCUUCAUAUCCUUCUUGACGGUGAAGCGUCGACAAGCUCGGUAUCUCGUGUUGCGUCCGAAGCGGAUUCGCGUCAAAGAUAACCCGAGAAGGUGGUGGGGAUAUGCAAUAAACGCCGUGUUGUUGGACGUUCGUGAGCGCUUGGCUCAUGUCGAUUGGGAGGCACUAGAAAAGACUCGACAACAGAGGAAUCGAUACAAGGAGUUGUAUCUUGUGCUGGAACACGGUACUACAUUUGCGGCCUCACUUGUGUCCCCGGAUCUGCGGCUACUGACGAAAGAAAUGGCACGCAGCGAGCUGGACGAGUUGGAAUUCACGAUGGACGUUCAGGAAUUGAUGAAGCUUCGUCGUGCUGUGCGUAAUGAUAUUGUCGAAAAGGAGAAAGAAAAGGAAGUAUUGAAGAAGCUGCAAAGACAACGUGAACGUGAGGACGGUGGGCCGUUCUCCCAAGGCUCAGAGGUCCCAGCUAGUUCCCGUCUUUGGUCGUACGCCACGUGGCUGACAGGCACCGGCAGGGGAGCGCAAGGUGGCUAUGACACUGGAUCGCGGAGGGGUGGGGAAGUACGAGUUGAAGACGUGAAAUGGAGUGAUCAGGACACCAAGGAUCUCUAUGAGGCGAUCGAUUUUCAUCCUGACGUAGUUGAUAAAGAGGGUCGAUCGUCUGAAAGUAGCGAAAGCGAGGACGCUGCUGCUGCUGCUUCUGCACACAAGAAGCGCUUGCUGCAAGAACAGCAACACAUUUUGUACAGGUUCCAGCUUACCCUGUGCAAGGCAAGGUUUGGACUCGGCCUCGAAGACGUUCCUAGCGAACUCAAUGGCCUCGCCCUUCACGAAGGAGUUGGCACAGCGAUCCCCACCAAGUCUAGUCUGUCACCACACUUGAUUGCGUCUCUAGAUGACGUAGAAAUUCAAUUUCAAGUGCGGUCGUCGUGCGUGGAGGUGGGUCUUCAGCUCCGAGAUGCUUUUUUCUGCCAGGGCUCCAAAUCUUCAGCCCAGGACAGCCCAUCGCGCAAACGGCGGUCAGUGAGCUCUUCGGGAACCGACUUCUUUCUCCAGCGAAUGGAUAUGGAGGAGAUCUUGGAGUAUCACCCAGUAGGGGUGCGAAACCAAAUGAGCAGCGUACGUCUACGUCACUGUGAAAGGGAACUACCACUGAUGCAACUCCACAUUGAAUCGGAACGCCAGCCAAAGCAUGACGAAGAAGCGGAUACGAAACGAGAGACGUCGUCGGAAGACGCUGCUGCAGCCCAUUUACUCCGGGUGUCACUCGUUACCCAACCGAUCAAGUGUAACGUCAACUUGAUGUUUCUUCUCGAUGUGGUGGCGGUGUUUUCUCGUCCUGUAAACGUAGACUUGUCGGGGCUUGAGCACAGUGCGUGGAAGCGAGCGCAGAGUCUGCAGCGAUACAGUACGGCUCAGUUGCGGGAUGCCAUAGCUCGAAGAACAAAGGUAGACGUGCGCUUGGAUGUGAUAUCCCCAUUGAUCAACAUUAUACAAUCGCCGCCAUCGGACACUGGAAUUCCUAUUGGAGACGAAGUGAGUUUGCUGGUUUUCCUGGGUCAUUUGAAGGCGCAGACGAAGCACCCGGGUGAUAAUUAUGAGGAAGGUGGCGUUUCGAGCGACUUUGGAGAAACGGAAUCGCCUGAAAGUCGGAAGACUGGUGUUACUACGCCCGAGGAGAGUCUUUAUGAUGUCCUGGAGAUCAGUAUCUCGGGGAUUGAAGUGCAAAUUAUCGAUGGGAGAAACAACGGUAUUGUCCGAAACGUUUUCCGCAUGCGAACUCAAUCAGGCAAGAGAUCCUCGUGGCACUAUCUUCUCAAGAAAACCUCUUUGGCGUUCAGUUUUUACAUGAGCGUCACGCCUGACGAUCCCAGUGUUCCCCUUCUGAAGCUUUUUGGAGGCGUCGACAGCGUUAAUUUGAACUUGUCGGCUACAAGUUUCCGCUCUUUGAUGCAGCUACUCCACUCGUUCGGGGGCAACUUUUCAGCUCACGCGCAGCGGCGUCUUGACACGCAGGCUGCCACUGUAGUUGAUAUAGCAAGCCUUCCUUCGACACGAAUCGGACAACAGUCGGCAGGGACGCCACAACGUAGCAAGCCGAAGCUCGUACGCAAGGUAUCCUCCUACGUAAAGCCUGGAGCUGUUGCUCUGUCCAGUAGCGGCUCAAGUGGGAGACCUGCUGCGUCGGAGAACAGCCCCUAUCUCGGUUUAGCCAGAAAGAUCCAACUCGAGCGGAAGACAACACUCGGCGAAAAGGACAUUGACGACCACGAUUUACUCAGGCUGUGGAAACGCGUGCUCUGCCAGCUCCAAUUCGGAGUGGGUGAGGUUAUCCUCACGCUACAAGUGCGUGAUAUGGAGAACGGUUCAGGAAAGAUUGUUCGAGUGCGUGCUGUUGAUAUUAACACGCGUUUGAAAGUCAGAUCAUACGACAAGAGGCUGGAAUUUGCGCUCGGGACAUUUUUGGUGGAAGAUAUUCUCCUCUCAAGGCCGUCGCCGUCGUCAAAAGUGGUGGAAAAGAAGCGAUUCCUCAUGAAGUCUGGAAAUCAUGGUGUGGUUGCUGAUCUGGACGGGAAAUCCCUGGAGGAGGAUGCUCCGUUUGCAAAACCUCCGCCUUCGUCCGAGCAGCUAAUUCAUGUGACGAUUACGAGUAUCGCCUCCGACGUCGUGCUACCGAAGGACAAGAAGUUGUGGAAAAAUACUCGACAUUCGCCGCUCUCCCCGUCUUCGCAGGAGAGGUCUGUUUGGCAAGACCCUCUGGUUACUUCACUGUCGGUUGAUGCAAGUUUGCGAGUGCUUACAAUUGACGUGUUUCAAGAUACGCUGGCUGAAGUCGUCGUGUUUUUCUUCCAGCAUAGUGGUGACAAUACCGAGGAGAGAGUCCAGGAACAGUCGCCUCCUCCUCCGCCUCCACUGUCCUUGCGAAGUGUCAGUGAAGCAAGCACAGAGAAGAAGGGGGAUGUGGAGGAACAAUCAGUCUUGUCCUCGGUGGAUGCUGAAGCCAACGAACGGACCUUCUCGAGGAAACUAAGUGUCUGGGUGGCGUCCUCAUUCCUGGACAACCUUCCAGGCACAAGUCCAGAGAAUGAAAAGGGCCCCGAGGACUCGACCGCAGUUAAGGAUGGUGUCGAGGAAGAGCUUCCGGCAUCAAUGCAACUUCGUCUCCAUGUGGAAGGGUUGUCUUUGUUUCUCCACUUGGAUGAUAAACUGCGACCCGAAGGGAUGCCGUCAGCUUUUGCCACUUUGACAGCUCACCAAUUCUGCUGCUGCGUGCAGAAAUUCCCACGUUACUUGAGCAUGUUUGCUUACUUGACUUCGCUGAAAAUCUGCGACGUGUCUCUGCCCGACCAAAAGCUCAGUGAGAUCAUAUCGCAUGGAAGUACGUCACCAGAGCCAAAGGAGGACACGCUCUGGCUCAAUCGGGACGAUACUCGGGACAACGAUGGCGGCAUCGCAGUGGGUCACAUUCCGACGCUAAGUGAGAUUUUGAUCAUGCUCGAUGACGUCCCUGCGGUAUUUUCUUGUGCCGCGCAGUUUUACGGAGCAGAUUCCAUCCAAGAAGCUUGGCAUCCAGGCUAUAGUAGUCGAUAUUCGGUGCGGCUCAAGUCGCCGCGGAUCCGGUUUCUCUACAGCUUUGUCGACGAUAUGCGCAACUACUGGCUGAAAGGCGUUUUGUUGGAGACGGUUUUGUCCAUUUUGUCGGAUAGAGACCAAGCUGACAUGUUUUGGGAAGGCGAUUUUCAACUCGCGGAUAUUCAAGGAGAUGACGAAGCACGCACCGGCGAGUUCUUAGGAUCUGAUGUGGUGUCCAUGUUCCCACUGGUCGAUAUUCGACUGGAAGAUGCAGUUCUGGAGAUGCCUCCUCAUCGAAUGGCGUCCGAGUCUCUUUUGCUACGCUUCGAUAGCUUCCGAGUCUCCAAUGAAGGCGUUGUCAACAGCUUUUUGGGGAUGGAAAACCGCAUCGUGGCCAAAGUUCUUCUCAAUUCGUCGCUGAAGCAGUUGCAGCUCGAUAUGAAGGCUCUUCGAAUUGUCUCGGUGAUUCUGGUGGACCGCAGCGAUGUGGACAAGCGACUAGAUGGGGGAGGGCUUAUCACGCAGAGUCUACUGGGGCUGACCAACUACGCUCUUUCCGUAGAUUUCCGCUCACACGAUGAUCUCAAGUUGAAUCUGAUCUUCGGUCCCGUUCGUUUAGUUUGCAACCAAGAGCAAUACGCCUUUGUGCUUCGAGUGCCAUUCCAGAACUACCGUGAGCGUAGUCGCUAUCGUUUUUUCUUACAAGGAGCAGAAGCUCAAGCAAAACCACGAGCGCGAAUUGCGUCUCGCCGAUUCUCAUCGUCUCGAAGCGUUGAUGGAGCUUCCUCGUCCGUGGGGGUUGUGGAGGACGGUGAUGAAGUCAGCAAUGGAGCGAGCGUUUCCGAGACCCCAGAAGCUGCUGAAGAACGGCAUAUCAUGCUCGACCUUCACGCUCCCGAAAUUACAAUGGAGAUACUACAGGGACAACAUGGCUACCAUCCCUCGAGCAGUGGGGAUCUCGAUAUGAUUGAGAAGGGCAGAACGAACGACGGCUCAAUCUGCCUGUUGGCUCUUUCUGCGCUAUCAGGGCGUGCUGAUUACAAUCUAGCCACUGGGAGAUUAACGGCAAACGUGGACCUAGAGGGCAUUCACGUUCGGGACUCGCGCGUGAGCUCAAAGAUUUCAGCCUCGUAUCGAGACGUUGUUGUGUUUGAGAGAUACAAGGAAGGAUUGCCGAAAGCUAUUAAAAUCCAGUUUGGACGCGAAAGUUUCGACGUAGAUCUAUCGACGAUAGGCUUCGAUCCAGCCUUUGCUUCUCCUGCAAAUGGACUGCGAACUCUGAGAACGCAGUUCAGGAGUGUGUCGUCUAGGGCCAUUGGAGGCCUGUUCGGGUCCGAGUUUUCUCUAAGGCGAACAGAUUCCGAGAUGUCUGCCUACUCGCAAAUGUCGUCAACCGUGGCAAGUCAUGGCGCUCACUCCGUAAAGUCCAGCGAGGAGAAAUCUCCCUCCGUGGUGGGGGUAGAAGGAAGAAUGGAUCUGGUGGUCGAUAUCGCGGGUUUCAAGGUCAUCCCGUCGAGUAUUCACUAUGACUUGAUCCAGUUUUUGACGAAUCCUCGUGGCCUGAGUGGAGAUGCUGAAGCCUCUGAAAGUAGCCGAGGAGAGGUGGACGGCGAUGGGGAUCCCGACCCUGAAAGCACAGCGCUAGUACCGCCAGUCUAUCGCCGAAUCAGUUUGGAGCUGAAUCUGGGUCCGUCCGCCUUGUUGUUGGUGGAAAAUCCUCACAAGCUGAAGUCGAGGGCGCUGAUGUUGUCGUGGGAAUCGUCUGUUCUUCUCAACUAUCUCCAACAAGCAAAUGAAGACGAAUGCACGAACAUCGAGGAUGAAGCGAAAGAAUCCCCGGCACACAGCAGGAAUCAGCUGCAGUUCUGUAUCGCCCUUGAAAAUAUCCACGCGACCUCACGUCUGUCGGAAGAGAGCGUUUGGGCGGCGGAGCUGUCGGCCACGGCCGCAUCUGCUGACUGUCUGAAGCCCAUCGACAUGGAGACCGUCUUGCAGAUGGAUCUCCACUCGCGUUUUCUUCGCUUCCGAACGACGUUUAACCGCGUGAUGGAGCUUCGGUUCGGAUAUCUGGAUUUCUGCACGAUGCUUGCAGCCCUCGAGCACAUUUCCCACCGACCUCUUUCCGUGCAGCCAACUACCUCUGGUCAGAAGCGACGUUCAAUGUCCGGCUCGUCGAUUUCCUCCCUCUCUGGAGGAGGCGCAGAGAGCGAGACUUCGUCUUGGAGUGAACGCCGUCACUCUCCUACAUCCCCGCGCUCAGGUCUUGUGCUGUCCAGCUCCAAGAAAGCCGAGCGACAGCGCACUGCGGCGCUUUAUGGAUCGUCGCUGAUCUAUUUGGUGUCAGCUAGUUUCCGAGGACGUCUCGAGACGCGGCCCGUGGUUGGCUUUUAUAACUCGACUUGGCGCAAACGGUACCUUGUGCUGCCGUAUACAGCACAGCAGAGGCAGCUGGUUGAAAGCGUAGCGUUUCGAAUCCUGCCAGCCACUGGAAGUCGACGCCAACUUGGAGACGAAAUUUAUUAUGGGGACAGAAUUAUCUUGGAAGCUGUGGUGGACGGUAACAGCGACAAUGACGAGAAGAUUGCAAGAGAAGAGUCGCUCUCCAGAGAGGAAUCGGCGGGAACUCCCACCGCUGAUGCGGCAAAGACAACCCAGCCGACUCUCAUCCGAAAGUACGACCAGCUAGGCGCUAAUGGCUACCUAGGCCCGGAAGGGUCCGCUGGGGCUUUCGAAACGACGAUCUGGAAGCACGGAAGCACCAUGUUUAACUCAGACAAGAGCGUCAUCUACGAUCGAGAGCUGAUCGUGUUCGAGGAGCUUACGAUAUAUCGUUCGUUCAGCAAGGGAAAGAAGUUUGGCGUGGCUGAUGCUACUGGCCAGCAAAUGGACUUUAACUCGGCUCGAUCGGGACCCCAAGCCGAGGGUGCGCAUACGGUAGAUACUACAGGCGCACGAGGAGGCGGGUAUCUGAUGUAUAACGGAGUUGGCGAUGCACCAAUCCCGUUCGCCUUGUCGAUUGUUUCGAGCAAAGCUAGAUCUAGAUUCACGCGGUGCGAGGAGACGACCAGCUCUCCCAGGAGGAGAAAACGCAAGUCGCUGUUUGCGUAUUCUUCUUUUCUCGAGAACUUGAAGAUAUUGGAGUUUACACUGCCAGGUGUGAACGCGACAGUUGUGAACGACUUCCACAACAUGCUUCUGCCGCUGCUUCAUUUCCGCGUGGCGACAUUACAUGCGGAUAUCCGAGGGAGAUUGGAAGACAAGUUCACAGCACUAGCGAGUCUACGCUUUGGAAUCCAAGCCUAUAACUCUCAACUGGCUGUGUGGGAGCCUGUACUCGAAGACUUUGAGGUGAACAUGGCAUAUCAUGGGAAGGGUGGCGUGCUGUGCGACUACUGCAUGUCUGAGAGGCAGUCGGUGUCUCUUACGGGUGCUGCACUGCGCUGUGAUGGAAUGCCGCUGUGUCUUUUCCGCUCUUCUCGGACUGAGGUGCUCACUAAGGCUGCUGCGCAUUCAUGGGAAUCCAAAAACUUCAUUUAUCGCGAGCUACUGGAGCAGCCGGAUGUUCAAGAUGGCGCCAAACUGGCGAACACGUUCAUGAUCGUGGUGAAAGACGACUUCAAUAUCAACGUCUCACGCAAUGUGGUCAAUGUGCUGGUGCAUUUUUUCGCUUUAGUGACCAAGGUGACUGCAGCUGACGAGGCCUUAUCAUCGCGUCUCGGUCCAUUUAUUUAUGUGGACAACCAGUCUGGUAUCCCGUUCGUAAUUGCGACGCACCCAUCGUCUUCAAGUGGUGCGCCACCCACGGCGGGGGGAACUCCCUCAUCUUCGCGACGACCUACGAGCUCCAUUGAGAUGCCCACUGAAGUGCCGGGUGCUGAUACCAAUGACGAUAUUAUGAAAACUGGGACAGCAAUGUUUAACAGCAACGCCUGGAGUCGCCGUCGACUCACAACGAUGCUGAACGACAUUUCUUCGUCAGAUACGAAGUGGAUCCGUGUUGAUAGUGGGGAACGCGUUGCAACUGAAAUCGUAGCUCAUGAAGCGCCGGCAGGGUGUGUGACAUCGCCGCUGCGUCGACUGCUGUGGCUGAAGCCGCAGUCUGCCUCGCCAAGAACGACCUCUUCCAAGGCGAUUCCAGUGCCGAUUGGAUAUUCCAACCGGAGCUAUCUUCACCUAGAGAGCAGCGGCAAACAGCGCGAUUCGUGGCAUGGCGAGAGUAUCAUAUGCGAGACCGUGGCAGAGCAAGGCACACUCGUCCUACGACUUCGAGGUAAGAUCCAGCUGACGAAUUUCUUCAGUGUCCCCAUUCAAGUGAUCUACAACGACCAACGCGAGGAGACGAUAGAGCCCGGUGGCAAGACAGCUCACUACAUCCCCAUCCAGUAUCUGGAGUCCGGGACUGUUGCGUUUCGUCCGCUGCUAUCGAACGGAAAGGUUCAACAUUCGGAGCCGCUUUCGAUUGCGUCUCUGCUGCGGUCAAAUGAUGAUAGCAAGACCCGAGGUCGCUCAAACCGCAGGCAGAACGUUGGCUCGCUGGAACUGCGCAAGGCCUUGACGUUUUAUUGGGAUGUCCAUCCGAGCUCGUGGGGUGACGAUGUUCCAGAUUUCACGUUUGGUGUGUCGUUACCACCGUUCCAAGUGAUUUUGACUGCUUUACGGAAGUCGGAGCGCCACGAGACUACGAUCACAUUGCGUCCGCCUAUUGUCCUGGAGAACCUCGUGCCUUAUGAAUUGUCGUAUCGUACUGUGUGCAUGAAAUCGGAAGCUGAGGUUGUGUGGGUGGCAAAAAAUGCCGCUGCUUUCUCGGGUGUCAACGGGAAGGUGUCUUCCGGGAGCUCGGCUUGUGUGGCUGAAUUGGAUGUCUUGGAGCGAGACCUGGAUAGCAGAGAGAUCGUGCAGACCCCAACAGUUGUCGGGCUGAGUCUCGCACUGCCUCAAAUUCAGCUGGGGAGAUUCUCACGUUGGUCCAGAGACACGUUCAUCUACGGCUGCGAGUCGUUCUGUGAGCGAAUCGAAUUAAACAUGCGCGACGAUAGUGAGUUCGAAGCGCCUACUCCAGCGAACAAGCUGACGAUAUGUGUGGAGAUCACGCAGCUGGAAAAGCUACGCUCACGUGCGCUGAAUACGCUCUGCCCCGUAGUGUGUCGGGUGUUCACAGAGUACUGGCUGAUCGACCGGACAUCGCUGUCACUCGCUUUCUACACUGCCGACGACUACCUUAUCCCGUCCAAUCACCCAGGUCGUUUGUAUGACGACGACAAGAGUGAUGCCGAGAAUGAAUCGCCCUCGGUGUCGCUUUCUGUGUUUUCCUGCGAGAGCAAGCAGGUGGUGUCCAAGAUGAAGAUCGGAAUCAAGGGAGAUAAAGGGGAACGUGAAGUGCAGUCCGAGCCAUUUGACAUCAGUGCUGUGGGGGUACGUGGACAGAUCCUGGUGCCCACGAACCGGUCUCGAGAUGCCCGGUCUCUGCUUUCUACAAUUGCAGAAUUCGGAGCCCCGUCAGACGGACUGAGGACGACCUUCAAGCAGUACGAAUUCGGUGUCAUGAUCGAGCAAGGACCCGACAAGUUCUCGCGAUCUCGUGUCGUGACGUUGGUUCCACGAUACUAUUUCAUCAACACUUCCAACAGGCUUGAAAUUCGCAUUCGACAGGAACGUUCAGCCGACCCGAGUGCUGCGAUUGUGCUGCGCCCACAGGAGACCAAAAUCUUCCACUGGAGCGACUCGCGCUUGCCCUCACGAGUUCAGAUUUGCUUCGUGCUUCCAGAUAAUCGGCACGAUGAGCGUGACACUGUCUCGUAUGCGAACUCAUCGCAGUGGAGUGCCCCGUUCGAGCUCUCAUCAGUGGGCAACUUCGUGCUGCGUGUAAAGUCAAAGGUUCGACCGGCGCCGCCAUGUCUUCCGGAAUGCUUUGAAGGCAAUGUUGGCAAGCGUGAACUAGUCGAAGAUGACGAAGAAACACAUUUGUUCUUCGAUGAAGAAGACGUGUACAGCGAUGUAGAACGCGUGCUAGCGGAUGGAAUUCAGUUGAAUGUAGCGGUUGAACUCCACGAUCCGUCGUUCUUGGUGUACCUGGAGGAAGGGAAGCCGUCCGUUCACUCGUCUCCUGUCUCUUCGUACGAAUACCAAGAGGGUGAUCGGGAGCAUACGCUGACUGUUAAGAAUAAGGAGAAUGAGGGAUUUGUACCGUUCAAGAUAAAGAACGAGUGCAGCAACUUGGCGCUAGUUGUGUGGCAGAAAACGCUGGUGAAGGACGACAAGGGGAACGUGACGAUCGGGUUUGAAGGUGGAGACGCUGUUCUCCCUUUCCACACGAUCGACUACGUGCCAUUCCGCUUCUCUGCGUUCCCAACUGUGUUUGUACAGGUCCAAAAAGUGGCAGGAUUGGGUAUUGGGGCACUGAGGAAAGAGCAUCCACUUCAUGGGCGUCGCUCGGAUACGUUGGCCUCAAAGUCUUCAGCCGAAAAGGACGCGCCAGCUACUGCGCUUGCCCGAGCUGCUACCGUGGGCCAAACCCAAGUCGUUGCGAGCUUUGAAGUGCAACUGAAAAAGCUUCAGCGUCUACCAACGAUCGACGUGUCUGAGGGUGUAGUAAAGAAGCGCUUGUGGGCUGAAGUAUUGCUGGAUGAAACCACGAAAACGCUGCUGGUGACUGAUAUGCUUCCUGGUUUCUCUGGGGAGCACAAGCGACGGCGACGAGCUACUCUGCUUCGCAGUUGGAAGCGCUACAACACGUCGAUCGUGUUUAUUUCGCAUGUCCUCGCGGCGCACAGAGCCCAACUGGCGGAUGGAUGUGAUGACGACAACGUACAAGACGCGCCUGCCAAGAAGAAGCGUGUGCGUUUCGCAUCAGACGUCGCCGAGGUGAAGGGGAAGUCUGGUUCGGACGAGGUUGGGGCUGCGAAGGCAGCACGACAGGCCGAAGCUUCCAACACACCACCGUCAAUCGAAGAAGAGAAAGAGGUGGAAGCGUUGGUUCUCUGCGUUCGACUCGUGGAGGCUACGUACCUAGAAGAUGUGUUCCUACAAGCGGGACGCAGCGACUUGACGUCGUGUCAGCCUUUUAUUACGUUCUCACUAAAGACCGACGGCGAAGAAGCUCGGACGAAGCUCGUUCCUCAGUCGGCGACGAUGUUUCCGCGGUGGCUGCCUGCACCUCAUUUACGUGCAGUUUUAAGUGCAUUAAUGUUGAGUGAUGGCGGUGAAGAGAGUUCCAGUCACGAGUUCGGUGCUGGUGCAGAGAUCAUUGUGGAGAUUCGAGAAGCAGAUAAGAUCCUGUUCGGCUCUUCUGUCAUUGCAACUGCGCGUAUUCCGUUGCAGGAGUAUUGUGCUGCUGCUAUGAUCUCGACUAGAAGUGGAGCCAUUAACGAGCUGCAAGUGGUGGAAUUCCUUGCUCCUGUUCGUGUGGCUCGGAAAGGUGGAGGUUGGUCUCGUCCAGUGGAAAACGAAGCUCGUAUUCGCUUCCAGAUUUGCUGCCGGCGGACUCUCACGACUCGAUUGACUGCUGCCGAGUCUAGUGGCGAAGGCAGAGAGAGUCUGGACACAGUGAAGGAGUUGAAGGAUUCGCUGUCGGCAUACACUAUGAAGAAGGAAUUAGACGUGCUCGUCAGCUCCAGAUCGCAGCUCAAACUCUUGCUAGAACGCGAAGCUGUGGAUACGUCAACGAGUGGCACCAACAUUCCAGCAGCGUUGCGAUCCGUGCCCGAUUCUUCGUCGGGAGAAGAGGAAAAGAACUCGGGGCUUUCUCGAUUCGUUGCUCAAUCUGCUGGUUCAGACGAUGACAGUCUCGAAUCUCGUAGUAGAAGCACCAGCUCGGUCCGAGGCUCUGCUGUAUCGGCGACUACCGAUGAAGCAACGAGCGAUGGCACAUACGAAGAGAUGGGAGACGAAAAGCGGUUGUCUGCCGUUCUAAUUGGCGUGUCGAACCUCCAAAUUCCCACGGAAAUUAUUCGGAAUAACUUCAAGCAUACGCAUGGAACAACUGAUAAUCAGGGGCCAAAGGUCUAUUGCACGAUCACGUACCAGGAGUCCACACGUUCGGCUCUGUCAGCAGUUGCCAAGUCUUCCACUGCUUCAGUAGCAGCAUCGGACCAGAACAGCAACGCUGAUGAUAAUGGAUCUUCGUCGCCCAGUGGAUCGUCAAUGACGGGACCACCAGGUAGCAAUGCUCAUCUGCAACAGGUUCGCACUCACAAGCUCCCGAGAGGCCAAAAGCUGGGACUCGAUCUAGUGUAUCGCAAUGGACGUGUGCUGGUGCAGGGUGUAGUUUGUGAUGGCCCAUGCGGAACUCUCGUCUACGAAGGGAAGAUUCGGAUUGGUGACACAGUCGUCGCAGCUAACAACAAGUCCAUCGUGAAUCUUCACCGUGACGCGUCCUUCGCUGUGAUUGAGAAGGCGAUGCAUUGGGGGGAGGGCAUUGGAAGAGCUACUCCAGAGCAAGCAUCUGCGACGUUUACUCUGUCUUUCCUGUAUCAAGCGACGACACCAGAGCGCAUGGCAUUCAGGGAUACGUCGAGGCCUCCGUGCGCUCAAACGGCAGACGAAGACGCUGGCGUCCGGAAGUAUGAUGCAGAGUGGAAUCGCCGCGUGGAAUUUGUCGAAACAGCCAAUAAGAAACCUACUGCGGGCGCUGGCGAAGAACAGGUGCUAGUGCGUGUUUACUUGCGGAACGAGACCUCCGACCACGGGCUGUCAGCCUCACAGGAGUCCAGUAUCGUGCCGUUCCUGUACUUCUUCGGUGACGACGCUAUGAUGGAUCAUCUCGAUCACAGCAAACAGGACUCACGCUUCGAUGUACUGUUAGCUGAGUGCUGGGUACCGCUACCUCCGUCUUCUCUCUCUAGCGCCGCUAAUCCGAUGUCGAUGGACGGGAACCCGUUGGCUGAGUCAUCUGCGCUCACCUUUAAUGAACGUAUCUGUGCGUUGUACUCGCCACAGCAGCGCGCGCACCAACACUCGGCGUUAGAGAUGAUUGGGCAGCUACGACUAGCACUCAAGUGGGAUUUCAUCAACCCCUUGCGGGCUGCUCAUGAGCAAGGAGAUCUAAGUCUGCAUUUCCAGCUUGAAGUGGCACGUAUCUGCAUCUCCGUUGUGGAUGAUGGUGCAUGGAGUUCCGUGGCGUCUGCUGCAGGGCCUCAGCAACCGCAAGAGGUACUGUGCAUCUCGCUCUCUGAUCAAAACGCUUCUGCUGGCGUUCAAUUGAGCUUCGGCCAGAUAACGGAUGGGAAACAAGUCAUCAAUGCACGCAUCGGGCAUUUCCAGAUCGACAAUCAGCUGCUCGAUACAAAUUACCCAGUUCUGCUGCGUCCGAUGCGUCUUGUAGACGCACAAAUGCAAGAAGAAGGCUACACGAUGGCGCGCGAGAAAGGAGGGAAAUGUAAUGAUGGGGAUGGCCCGAUGCUGUUGCCGACAGUGCAGCUCAUGGCGGUCUUCAGUCGGCAGCCUAAUGUGAUCCAGUUCGAAUACAUUUUUGGUCAGCUGCAAGAGCUGGAGAUCAAGCUGGAAGACGCGACUCUUGUGGCAUUAGCCCAUGUGUUCUCAGGGGUGGAAUGGUCGCACACGGCGUCGACAGCUCGUGCUACCAAGAAGAAAAAGCGACCUGGAGAUGAAUUUGGCUCUAACUUGGCGUUGAAAUUGUUGGAGAUCGAAUGGUCUACCCCCACGUUGCUGUCGACAGCUGCGGGUGGGCGCUUGGGUAGUACCAGGAAUGGUGGAGGGGCAAACAUGAAGGUGCUGUUGCGAUGGCUCUUACUUUGUCCUGUGAAGGUCAACGUGACUUUUACUAGUACCGCAGACCGAUCGCUGCUGUUGUCACUGGUGCGUGAACUGUCUCCGGAUAUGUCGUCGGUGCUAAGCACUCUCAUCAGUGCAGCAGCCGCACUAGUAUCCAAUCUGGACCAAGCACCGAUUCGAGUUCCGGAGUUUUACGUGGAGAAUCUGCUCGAAACAACGCACACACUGGCCUUCUACGCCAUGCAGCACUACUUGCACCACGGUUUGCGCAGCUGGUACAGUAUCAUGGGCUCCGUAGACUUCCUGGGAAACCCGAUCGGUCUUGUGAGCACGCUCGGUACUGGCGUCAAAGACUUCUUUUAUACACCAGCUCAGAUGCUGCUGGAGGAUGAAAACGGUCUGCGGAUCGACAAUUUACGAACUGGCAUGACGAAAGGCUCUAAAAGUUUGUUGCGGAACACAGCGGUGGGCAUCUUCCACACGACUGGCAAAAUAACGGAGACGCUCGGAAAGGGGAUCGCGUUGCUGGCUAUGGAUGAACAGUACAACGUCCAGAGACAACGAGCGUCAACCCGACAGGUCAAGAAGAUCAACGACUUGGGUGAUGCCAUUGCUGAAGGCAGUAAGGGACUCGUAGGAGGUGUGUGGGAUGGCAUCAAGGGUGUCGUGGCUGCUCCAGUACGUGGCGCAGAGCAAGACGGUGCUGGCGGAUUCGUCGUGGGCAUCGGGAAGGGCGUCGCGGGGUUAAUCGUGAAGCCUACUGCUGGAUUCUUGGACUUGCUUACGAGUCUGUCUCGAGGAGCGAAAACAAGUGCAGAAUCUUUGGAUGGCACAGAUCGCAAUGCGUUUGACACGGUCACACGCUUCAGACUUCCUCGGCGUAUCUGCUCGGACGGCGUGUUAGUGUCUUACUCGGAUCGAGAAGCUCGAGGCUAUGCAGUGUUGCUCCUGACGUCGCUGGAUGCCACUGACGACUACGUUUAUCAUGUGGACUACGGCAUCGAGCCACACCGCGGACUUUUGUUGCUCACAGACAAGCGCCUUAUUUGUUUAAGUGGCAAAACUGGACAGAAGUUGUGGGAAGUUGCUCUGGACUCAACUCUGGAGAUGGUCGUUGAAGGCGCCACGCUCAAAAUUGGGCAGACUACGUCACCGUCUCGGUCCUACCAUAUCGAAUGCGACAAUGAAGUAGCAGCAAGCAAUUUCCGCGUUGCUGUGGAUUCAGCACGUGUAGAUGUGUCGGCCACUCGGUAUUUACUUCUGAAUCUGGAAAAAGGCCAAGAAGAGUCUCGCAUAAUUGGUGGUGGACGUUUCGGAAGUGGAGCGGCCGGCCUUUUAAACAACGACGAAGACCGCACCGACUUGCAUGUGCUGAUGGAAAGCGUGCAGGAUACGACAGUCUCUGGACUCUCGAACGACGAUCUGCGGUCUCAACCUCUACGCUCCGUGCGUGUCGAAGUGUGCCAUCUACAGAACAAAGAUGCGCACGCCAAUGUCCCGAACCGAACGAUCGAUAAACUGCUAUCGUUCAGCGUCUUCCAGAUCCAAGUGUACGGCGGGCCGUACCAAUGGACAGUGUUCCGUCGGUUUAGCGAGUUCCGCGAGUUAUGCGCGACGCUGGAGACUGCAGGGUACGUGUUGGAUGGACUUCCGCCGCUCCCACCACGAACUUUCCUCCCAAGCACACGAGCGCCGGUGGCGAAGUAUCGACAAGAAGCGCUAAACAUGUUCCUACAGGCGGCAAUCAUGCACUCUGCCAUCAGCCGAAGUGCAGCCAUGCUCAGCUUCCUCACGUGUGAAGCUCGUGAAGUGCGAGUGAGUCUGCCCCCGCUGUCUCCUACUGGUGAGCGAGAAGCCUCUCAACGCGCUGGAGACUCGCCCUGA